AAAGCCACAGCGCAGAAGACCGGCUGGAGAGAGAAGGUCACAGGAGGGUAACCAUGGCGGAUUGAUCGCCAAAUCACAGCCGUUGUUCUUUGAUACGCCGUGUCCUCUCCGGCUUCCAUCGGCCGUGGUUCCUCCUCCGCCUCCUUCUUCUCUGUGGAUCGCCACCUCAAGAUUCUUGCAAAGCUCGUUUACUGAAUCUUGCAGCUCCAUCAGAUGGCUUCUGUAGUGUUGCUGUUUUGCUAGGCUAUUCCUGUGGAUACACUGGUUUUCUGUCGCAAACCUGAGCAAUUGUUGGAGGCUUGAAACAGCUAAUACGGUCCUGGGUCAGUUAAUGGUUGUUUGGUAUGCAUGUAGACCUCUCACGCAACUGUUAUCUGUGUGCUUGUGUUUGGCACAUGCUUGAGAGAUAAGAAACAACUCUUUCAUGGCACCACCUCUGUUGCUGACCUCGUAAACUGUGAUUUUUAUUCACCUUGCCAUGGCUGCUAAGUUGGACAGGCUGGUUCAGACCCCAUUGGCCUUUGUUUUUGAUGGCCAAUGCAACGGUGAUUACCAUGAGUACAUGGUGGCAAAACCUGCUGCAAAAAGGCGGGUCUUUGUGCAGACAGACAGUGGCUCUGUCUUGGACCUGGAAUUGGAUAGGAAUGACAAUGUUCAUACAAUUAAAAGGAGGCUGCAGCUUGCCCUUAAUGUCCCUACAGAUGAAAGUUCUUUGACAUUUGGGGAUCUUACACUAAACAAUGAUCUUAGUGCCAUUCGAAAUGAUUCCCCGCUGCUUCUCUCUAGGAAAUCUAUUCAUCGGAGCUCAUCCACUCCAUGUCUCUCACCUGGUGUGGAGAAUCUUCAAGAGAGAGAUCAGAGUGGUCCAAUUGAAAUAUUGGGGUGCUCAAAUCAGUUUGAUAGAACUUCUGAGCUGGUGCAGGACAUUGUUGAGGCAAUCAACAAUGGUGUUGAUCCAAUCCCUGUCAAUGGUGGGCUUGGUGGUGCUUACUACUUUAGAAACAGCAGAGGUGAAAAUGUGGCUAUAGUGAAGCCAACAGAUGAGGAGCCUUUGGCACCAAAUAAUCCAAAAGGCUUUGUAGGGAAAGCUCUUGGGCGGCCAGGCCUGAAACGUUCAGUGCGUGUUGGUGAAACAGGAUAUCGAGAAGUAGCAGCCUACCUCUUGGACUAUGAUCAUUUUGCUAAUGUGCCUCCAACUCUUCUUGUAAAAGUUACGCACUCAGUCUUCAAUGUCAACAAUGGUGUGAAUGGAAACAAGCUUCGAAACAGGGAGAAAGUCAGCAAGAUUGCAUCACUACAGCAGUUCAUUCCUCAUGACUUUGAUGCCAGUGACCAUGGAACCUCAAGCUUUCCUGUUGCAGAAAUUCAUAGGAUUGGGAUGUUGGAUAUCAGGAUCUUUAACACUGACAGGCAUGCAGGGAACCUCUUGGUUAGGAAACUUGGUGGGAUUGGGGGUUUUAGCAAGGUGGAGCUCAUUCCAAUUGAUCAUGGCCUUUGCCUACCUGAGAGCUUGGAGGACCCAUAUUUUGAGUGGAUCCAUUGGCCUCAGGCAUCAGUUCCUUUUUCUGAGGACGAACUUGAGUAUAUAAAGAAUCUUGAUCCAAUUCAUGACUCUGAAAUGCUGAGAAAAGAAUUGCCAAUGAUUCGGGAGGCUUGCCUCCGUGUUCUGAUACUGUGCACAAUAUUUCUGAAGGAAGCAGCUGCUUUUGGACUAUGUCUUGCUGAGAUUGGUGAGAUGAUGAGUAGGGAAUUCCAUCACCAACAGGAGGAACCAAGUGAACUUGAGUUUAUUUGUCUUGAGGCAAAAGAUCUGGUAUCGGAGGGGGAGCUUUCAUUCUUUGGAGCUGAUGAUGGACAUGCUGAUGAGAUUCAGUUUGACAUAGAUUGUGAGGCUGGAGAGGUAGAUCUUGUCUUGAAGAUGUCUGAAGAUAUGUCUGACAAAGUUUUUGGAUCCGAAAGUGCCAAUGGUCAAAUCCUUCUACCUAAAGUAGAAGAGAAUUUUGAAGAGUCUGAAGUUAAGAUGGAUAAAGCACAGGUUGGGGCAGGAAGAGUUGGUCUUAGGCCAAAACAGGAAUGGUCCCAGAUUGCUUCAAGGUUGUCCCUCUCCCUGAAAAAGGUCAACUUAGAUGGGAGAAGCUACCAGUUCAAUGGUGGGAAAUCAAAGGAUUACUAUAGGAUUACAAGAAGUGCAAAUGAACAACUUCCCACAAGCACCAGUUACGUAAACCUUGCUGAUAUGAACGAAGCGGAGUGGGCUCGUUUUAUUGAAAAGUUCAAGGAGCUUCUUUAUCCAGCCUUUGCCAAGCAAAGGGCACAAACAAUUCGACAAAGACAGAGGCUCGGAACUUCAUGCCGGUUUUGAGAUGGUCAAGUAGCCUGUUGAUGUAGAAAAUCGGAUGCUGAAGAAUAUAACCCUUUAGUACUAUAGAGUUCGGAACACAGGAACACUUCUUUCAUCUUUUUUUUUUUUUUUUUUGGCUGGAAGAAGACAUUACGGUACGUAACAGUAGCCUAAGAUGUAAAUAUUCUUGGGACCCUGAGGUUUAGUAAUAAGAUUAGUAACAGAAAUACGAAAGAUAUUACAUCAAUUUCUCUGUUUCUAUGAUCUCAUUUCCAUCUUGUGAAUUUUGUGGGAUU
Rubroshorea leprosula is the source of this 2637-nucleotide messenger RNA. NCBI's taxonomy places the organism in Eukaryota, Viridiplantae, Streptophyta, Magnoliopsida, Malvales, Dipterocarpaceae. The record is from the annotation of a GenBank genome assembly.